CGCCUCCUCACCAUUCACACGCAUUGCACACCUGAUAUUGCACAUAUUGCUUACCUUGGGGCUGUGAGCCUGUGACAUAUCACGCACGACCACAGCCUACAAAAGGCAUAUUUUAAUCAUCUUCGAUUCUUCCGAGGUCGCGAAUUAUCUAAAUAUUAUACCAAAUACACUAUACACUUUUAUUAGUUUGAUUAUUUGCGACCAUGUUUUCCCAGAAGAAACCAUACUCGGCUGUCACCGUGACCGUUGAGCGCCUCACUAGCGAGCAGUUUGAAGAAGACGAUCUUAGUGGGAUCCCUGACCUAGUCGAGGUCAUCAAACUCCAAGCAUCUGGCCCCGCAGAAGCUGCUCGUGCCUUGAGGAAAAAGCUGAAGUACGGUAGUGUCCACAGACAGCUUAGAGCUCUUGUGCUUCUUGAUGGCUUAAUUCAGAAUGCCGGUCCUCGUUUUCAGCGGACCUUUAUAGAUGAACCAUUGCUUGAGCGCUUACGAGUGUGUGGCACUUCGGACUUGUCUGAUCCCGAUGUCAAGAAGAAAUGUUCUGAGCUGUUCAGAGGCUGGGCUACAGAGUAUAAGAAUACACCAGGUCUCGAAAGAAUUGCUAUGUUAUAUAAGGAACUCCCACGGCGUAAACAAGUUGUCACUCAAGCGAAAUCCAAGGUCUUGCGUGAAACGGAGCAAGACCCCUUUCGCGACUCUGAGGACGAAGCCGAACAGACUCCGGCCUCCCCAACGUCUCCAUCUCAGGCUUCGUCCUCGCGACAACCCGUUGCCUUUCCUCAGCCCACCCAAACUGUACAGUCAUUCAGCCAUGUCAAAUCAUCAUCCGGCUCUGGUUCUGGUUCCUUUUUCUCUAGUUCCACUAAGGACAAGGAUAAGGACAAGAAGAAGAAAGAUAAGGAAAAAAGUAAGGGAAAGCACAAGCCUUUCAAUCUUGAAGCAGAAAAGGACGCCAUGAAAGUCGCAAUCGCCGAGUCCUCCCUCGCGGCCACGAACUUAACCAAUGCUCUCCAAAGCAUAAAUCGAGAACGCGAAAGGAUCUCAGAAAACCCCUCAGCUGUGCAGCGAUUCGAGACUUGCAAAAAGCUCCGAAGAAAAAUAUUACGCUACAUUCACCAUGUUGAAGAUGAGCAAUGGCUUGGUGGUCUUCUCCAUGCUAACGACGAACUCGUGGUUGCCCUUAUGACUUAUGAGCAACUAGAUCGUUCUAUCGACGCCGAUAGCGAUUCGGAGGACGAAUUAGCUGAACAAGCACAUCUUUAUAGGAUGGCAGCCGAGAAGCACAAACAGGCAAUGUCGCCGACAAGCCCGUCUAGCCCUGUGUCGGACAUGGCCCAACUCAGUAUAAACCCAAGCCCUCCCCCAAGGCCGAUGCCGCCUCCGCGGCCAUCUGCUGCGUCCAAGCCAGUGAUAGCUCCUCGCCAACCUUCCCCUCCAGACUCGGAUGAAGAUGACUACGCAGACGAAGAUGAGAACGAUCCCUUCGCUGAUAGAAAUGAACUUGCGACGCCUAAGGUAGAAGGGGACGAGCCUAAGUGGUAGACCCUCUCUUGCUCGGUGUGGAUUGACGCGGUGGCUUCCAUGACGGGGUUUCAUCAUUUAUCGGCCAAUUACGAGAUACCUUUUCCAAGUCAAAUAUUAACUCUAUGCAUUAGCUUUUAUCUCUUCUAUACCCUAGAGUAUCAAGAGUUCUAUCGCAUUUCAUCAAUUAACACUCAAUAGAUUGCAACCAGUUAAGGGGAAACUAUUGAACCACUCGCCUGUAUGAGAUUACUUGAAUCUAGUUCCUUUCGUUCUCAUUUCCUAGUAGCCAUAUUUUCAUGACGAAACUCGGCUAUUGCUAGUUACAUGACCCCAGCUGAUAGCUACGGUUCUAGUACGAGUACAAUUAUUUCACUAGUUGCCUAAACA
Daldinia vernicosa is the source of this 1910-nucleotide messenger RNA. RefSeq lists its product as uncharacterized. The record is from RefSeq and is a predicted model, not a curated record. Gene Ontology annotation, biological process: actin filament organization; endocytosis; actin cortical patch localization. NCBI's taxonomy places the organism in Eukaryota, Fungi, Ascomycota, Sordariomycetes, Xylariales, Hypoxylaceae. The coding region runs from base 204 to 1541 and encodes 445 amino acids. The transcript is spliced from 5 exons. Gene Ontology annotation, cellular component: actin cortical patch. Gene Ontology annotation, molecular function: ubiquitin binding; phosphatidylinositol binding.